Molecule: messenger RNA, 2052 nt
Organism: Acaromyces ingoldii
Lineage: Eukaryota; Fungi; Basidiomycota; Exobasidiomycetes; Exobasidiales; Cryptobasidiaceae
Product: putative SSB2-heat shock protein of HSP70 family, cytosolic
Exons: 4
Coding region: 38-1897 (619 amino acids)
Biological process (GO): vesicle-mediated transport; protein refolding; cellular response to unfolded protein
Cellular component (GO): plasma membrane; cytosol; cytoplasm
Molecular function (GO): ATP-dependent protein folding chaperone; ATP hydrolysis activity; ATP binding
Source: RefSeq, a predicted model, not a curated record
CUUCCCCCUUCCGGCCCCCCUACACCUUCCUUUCAUCAUGUCCGUCGAGACCCCCUCUGCAAACGACGACGUCUACCAGGGCGCCAUCGGUAUCGACCUUGGUACCACGUACUCGUGCGUUGGAUGGUGGACCAACGAGCGAGUCGAGAUCAUUGCCAAUGACCAGGGAAACCGCACGACGCCUUCGUACGUCGCCUUUACCGAGUCGGAGCGACUGAUUGGUGAUGCGGCCAAGAACCAGGCUGCGAUGAACCCGCGCCAGACGGUGUUUGACGCCAAGCGACUGAUUGGCCGCCGGUACGAUGACCCCGACGUCAAGAAGGACAUGCAGAGCUGGCCCUUUACCGUCGUCGACAAGGACGGCAGCCCGUUCAUUGCCGUCGACUACCUCGGCGAGAAGAAGCAGUUCAGCCCCCAGGAGAUCUCGGCCAUGGUCCUGACCAAGAUGAAGGAGAUUGCCGAGGCCAAGAUCGGAAAGGAGGUCAAGAAGGCCGUCGUCACCGUCCCCGCCUACUUCAACGACUCGCAGAGGCUCGCCACCAAGGAUGCCGGUGCCAUUGCUGGUCUUGAUGUCCUCCGUAUCAUCAACGAGCCCACGGCCGCUGCCAUCGCAUACGGCCUCGACUCCAAGUCGUCGACGGAGAAGAACGUUCUCAUCUUCGACCUGGGUGGUGGUACGUUCGAUGUCUCGCUCCUCAACAUCACCGGUGGUGUCUUUGCCGUCAAGGCCACCGCUGGUGACACCCACCUCGGUGGUGAGGACUUUGACAACGCCCUCCUGGAGCACUUCAAGAAGGAGUUUGAGCGCAAGAACAAGCUCGACAUCUCGGGCGACCCAAGGGCGACGAGGCGGCUGAGGAGCGCCUGCGAGCGUGCGAAGCGGACGCUGUCGAGCGUCACCCAGACGACCGUCGAGGUCGACUCGCUCUUCCAGGGCACCGACUUCCAGGCCAACAUCACCCGUGCCCGCUUCGAGGAGCUCAACGCGACCUUCUUCAAGAGCACCAUGGACCCCGUCCAGAAGGUGCUCAAGGACGCCAAGAUGGCUGCCGAGAAGGUCGACGACAUUGUCCUCGUCGGUGGCUCCACCCGUAUCCCCAAGAUCCAAUCGAUGGUCUCGGAGUUCUUCGGUGGCCGCCAGCUCAACAAGAGCAUCAACCCCGACGAGGCCGUUGCCUACGGUGCCGCCGUCCAGGCCGCCGUGCUGACGAACCAGACGAGCGACAAGACGGCCGACCUGCUCCUGCUCGACGUUGCGCCCCUCUCGCUCGGUGUGGCCAUGCAGGGCGACGUCUUUGGUGUCGUCGUGCCCCGCAACACGCCGAUCCCCACGUCCAAGACGAGGACGUUCACCACCGUCGAGGACAACCAGCAGCAGGUUACGUUCCCCGUGUACGAGGGCGAGCGCACGCAGUGCAAGGAGAACAAGCUCCUCGGCGAGUUUGAGCUCACUGGCAUCCCGCCCAUGCCCAAGGGCCAGGCUGAGCUCAUCUGCACCUUUGACGUCACCUCGGACGGCCUCCUCCGCGUCUCGGCCUCGGAGAAGACGUCGGGCCGCAAGGCCAACAUCACCAUCACCAACUCCGUCGGCCGGCUGUCGAGCACCGAGAUUGAGCAGAUGAUCAAGGACUCGGAGCAAUUCAAGGCCAGCGACAAGGAGUUCCAGGCCCGCCACGACGCCAAGCAGGAGCUGGCCCAGUACGCCGAGAGCGUCGAGGGCACCAUCUCGGGCCCGGCCAUCAACAUGAAGAGGAACCUCAAGGUCCAGGUCGAGCAGGAGCUCGCCAAGGCCCUCGAGCUCCUCGAGCAGGAGGACGCCUCGGCAGACGACUACCGCCGCAGCUCGCUCCGCCUCAAGCGUGCCGUCCAGAAGGGCAUGGCUGGCGCCGGCCGGUGAUUUGCUUUAUACGCAUCCUUCUCCCACCUUUGCGCACUCUCCUCGCUCCUCUCCUCUCAUCUCCUCCCUCAUCUCAUCUCAUCACACCACACCACCCAAAAAAGAUAAAAGAUUGUCGCCAAAAUUGAAAUCUGAUUCUUCUUUUAUGUCCCGAU